AUGCUGCUGCUGCUGCUCGCAGCAGCAGCAACACUGCUGCUACGAGAGCCUAUCAGCAACAGCAGCAGCAGCAGCAGUGGUCCCCUUGCUGCUUCAGCUCCUCACAUUCUCCUGGCUGCUGCAGGGGAGAGCCUAGAUGGCGACAACGCCUCUAGCAGCAGCAGCGACAGCAGCAGCAGCAACAAUGACAGCAGCAGCAGCAGCAGUGGUGGCGCCGUCUCCCCCGCAGAGGAGAACACAGGUACAGCGCCCGCAGAGGCAGAAGCAGCAGCAGCAGCAGCAGAAGAGUCAGCAGCAGCAGAAGCAUCGGAGUCCGGCGAUCUGAGCGCUGCAACAGGUAAUGACAAUGCAGAAACAGGUGACGCAGCAGCAGCAGCAGCAGCAGCAGCAGAAGUAGCAGGUUCAUCCUCUGCUGCAUCUCCCAAAGCAGGAGAACCAUCAUCAGCUGCAGCAGCAGCAGCAGCAGCAGCAGCACCCGCAGGUGCAGCAGCAGGUAUAUCCAGAUCAUCAUCAUCAUCAUCAUCAUCAUCACCAUCAUCAUCAGCAGCAGCAGCAGCAGCAGCUGCAGCAGCAGCAGACGACGACGCCCCCCCGGUGCCGUGUCUUAUGCGUCGUCCGUACAGCGAGAGCCGCGGGGGCUUUAUGAAGGUGCCGCAGUCUUUCUUAGAUAGAAGAAGAGACGGAGACAUAUCGGCGGAGGAGCUGGAGGAGCAGAUCAAUAAGUUGUUUGCUGCUGACGAGGAACAGAUAGAAAGACAAAGCGCAGCUAUAGCGAGGUCUGUGGAUGCUUCUCGUACUUCGGGGCAGCAGAAGGGGAGAAUAAUAAUUGGGGUGGCAGACCUGCAGGCUGGAGACAGAGACUUUGACUUGCUGCUGCAGCGGCGCCAAGAAAGCAGCAGCAGCAGCAGCAGCAGCAGGACUAUAAGCACACGUGCUGAGGCUGAAGCUAUGGGGAGAGCAGCAAUACAUGCAGAGGAGCUGCAGCAGCAGCAGGUGGUAGGGGACGUGAAGGUGUUACCGGAGGUGGGGUUGGUGGUUGUUGACUUCAAGCCAGAGUCAUCAGAGACACAGAUAAAAGAGACAGUCAAAAAUAUAUGGUUGCGUUCUCCUGCUGCUUGGCUUAUAGAAGCAGACUCAGAGGUGAAAAUAAGAGAGCCUCCUGCUGCUGCUGCUGCUGCUGCAGCAAGAGGAGCAGCAGCAGCAAAAGCAGCAGCGGAAGAGGGGCGAGCAACAUCGCCCUUCCGCGCAGACGCAGAAAACCCACGCCAACUUAUGGAGACAGACAGUAUGUACGCUAGCAACAGCAGCAGCAGCAACAACAGCAGCAGCAGCAGCAACAGCAACAGCAACAGCAAGGCCAGGCAGCAGCAGCAGCAGCGACUCGAGAAGACUGCAGCGAGGAAGCAAAAGCAGCAGGAGAUCAAGGCCCUCCAAACCGAUGCAAAGGCGGCAACAAAAAAGGAAAGAACCAGCAGCAGCAAACAGCAGCAGCAGCUGAGACAAACCAAGAGCAAGCCUAUGAAGGAGCAGCGUGAGGGGCCGCAGCAGAAGCAGCACAAACUGCGAGCUCAGCAGCAGCAAGAAGAGAAGCAGCAGCAGCAGCGUGCCCGUCCCCAGAAGCAGCAGAAACCAACCAAACUCAAGGCGCAGCAGCGCGAAGACAGCAGCAGCAGCAGCAGCAGCAGCAAGAAGGGGGCUGUCCCCUCUGUUCCCCUAUCUAUUUCUGCUUCUCUAGGGCCUGAACCCAACGACGGCUACAGGCAGCAGAUACAGAUCCCCCCCCCUUCUGCAGCAACCCCGCAGCAGCUGAACUAUGGCGGCAACGUCCGACGCCUCCAGUCAGCAGCAGCAGCAGCAGCAGAAAUUGAAGAUGCCUUAGACCUGCCGACAGCAGUCGAAGCGUAUGAUGACGACGAUAUAACCGAGCAGCGGGAGGAGUUUCUCGCCAGAGACGAUCCCCGGCCCAACGACGUUUACUUCACUAGACAGUGGGGGCUGACGCACAAGACGCUGGGGUGUAACAUGCUGGAGGCGUGGCGUCUGGUGUACAGACGGCGGCAGCAGCAGCGCGAAGCAGCAGCAGCAGCAGCAGCAGCAGCAGAGGCAUCAUCCGACCCAGAAGCAGCAGCAGCAGCAGCAGCAGCAGUGAGGUCUAGUGAAGAACCUAUUGUCGUUGCUGUCAUAGAUACUGGCGUUGACUAUACACACGAAGACCUCCAAGGAAGGCUCUGGAAAAACCACAAAGAAAUUCCUAAUAACGGAAUUGAUGAUGACGGCAACGGCUAUGUGGACGACUACGACGGCUACGACUUCGAGCAGGGGCGGCCCGACCCGAUGGACAUCCACGGCCACGGCACGCAUGUAGCGGGCAUCGUUGCUGCUGCUGCUAACAAUGGAAUUGGUAUUGCAGGCGCGAACUGGCGCGUGAAGCUGAUGCCUCUGAAGUUUGAGAAGCGUAGCUCUGCUGCAGUCGAGGCGAUAGCUUACUCGCUGCAGAUGGGGGCCAAGGUCAGCACGAACUCGUGGGGCUUUUCGUUUCGCUCUGAGGCCCUUCGUCUCGCGUUGGAGUUGGCGGAGACGCAGGGACAGCUGUUUGUUGCUGCUGUUGACAACGCAGGAGCAGACAAUACCACCAAAGACUUUCCUCCUAACUGGGGUUACGAUUGGCGUACGGGCCGCGGAUUUCGCAAUUUGCUGCGCGUAGCGAAUUUAGCCCCCACUGGCAAACUCUCAGCCUCUUCUAACUAUGGUAACACUCCUGCUGCUGCUACUGCUGCUGCUGCUGCUGCUGCUGCUGCUGUUGCUGCUGCUGCUGCUGCUGCUGGUGGUCUUUCUGCUGAUGAUGCUUAUUGUGAAGAUGAUGAUAAAGAUGAUGAUAAUGCUGCUGGUGAUGUUGCUGGUGAUGCUGGCCGGUACAACGUGGACAUAGCUGCGCCUGGGACGGACAUAAUAUCGACAUUGCCAGCCAGCCAAUUCGGCGAUCGCUACGGAUACAAAAGCGGCACUUCUAUGGCCACGCCUCUCGUUGCAGGCAUUGCUGCGUUGGUGUGGGGGGAGCGGCCCCGUCUGUCUGCAGCUGAAGUGCGUGAGGUGCUGCUGUUCUCUGUGUCUCCUCUUGCUUCGCUAAAAGAUACAGUGGCGACUGGUGGGGUUGUAAACGCAGCAGCAGCAGUGAAGGUGGCGCAUGCACUGAACAAGCUAGACAGCGGCAUAGAGUCCCCGGAGGCUGUAGCUUUCAUCCGCUGGCAGCAGCAGCAGCACAUGGAGCAGCAGCAACUCAUCGCAGCAAGCACCAGCAGCAGCAGCAGCAGCAACGCUGCAGCAACAAAAAACACACACGACCCUUCCUUUCCUUCUACAACAGGAGCAGCAGGAGGAGCAGCGAUCCCAAGCCCUAUAAACAACCCCUCUGCAGCAGCAGCAGCAGCAGCAGCACACCCAGGCGCAGUAACUUAUCCCUACGAUCCAACAGCAACAGCAGGAUACCCUUACCCUGUUCUUGUUGUCCCCACCCCCCAGGGAACUAUCCCUUCAGCAGCGUCUGCAUACUCCCCCUCUCCUGAUACAUCCAGCAGCAGCAGCAGCAGCAGCAGCAGCAACGAGAGCAGCAAAGCAGCCACAAGCUCUGCCAGCUCCCCCCUUCACUUCUUCUCGCGGCUGCUGGACCCCUUCGCCCUCUUCGCUCGCUUCGUAAGGAUGGAUGCAGACACAGCUAAAAGCAACUAA
Messenger RNA from Eimeria mitis, 3726 nucleotides. RefSeq lists its product as uncharacterized. Gene Ontology annotation, molecular function: serine-type endopeptidase activity. The coding region runs from base 1 to 3726 and encodes 1241 amino acids. The transcript has 8 exons. NCBI's taxonomy places the organism in Eukaryota, Apicomplexa, Conoidasida, Eucoccidiorida, Eimeriidae. Gene Ontology annotation, biological process: proteolysis. The record is from RefSeq and is a predicted model, not a curated record.